Molecule: messenger RNA, 1429 nt
Organism: Linum trigynum
Lineage: Eukaryota; Viridiplantae; Streptophyta; Magnoliopsida; Malpighiales; Linaceae
Source: the annotation of a GenBank genome assembly
CCACACACUUCACAACUCUAACUAGUUGUGAUGUUACAUUUUUUUUUUUGUUUAUUAAACAUUAUUCUUCAAUAGGUUCUGCGGAGAGGAUCACCAUUCCCUUUGAUUGCUACCAAUAUGGCAUAAAGAUGAAAAACGGAACUGAUCGGAAACCAACCACUAACGUCGACGUGAAUGGACUUGAGCAACGGAGAGCUAGUGACAAUGAAGGUGAAGUUCCGCGAAGGAUGGGACAGCUGGUUAGUGGUGUGGCUUCUCCUGAAGGGAAGGGAGUCGAAAUUCAUGCUACCUUGAUCAAUGGUUCGGCUGAACCCAAGCGCCAUGGAUUGAUUGAUCGAUGCAAGUAUGGCGUUAAAAUGAAGGAGGAUGGAGAUUGGGAAGUUCUUAUCGACUUGGCGGGGAGCGCAUCCCUUGGAAAGUGGGCUGGUAAAAUGACGUUGGACAUGGGUGUGGGACUUGUCAAUUACCUCCAAGAGCUUGACCUCAGGCAAGAUGGGUAUGAGCUACAAGUACGUGGGCAUGGGAAGUUAAAAUGGGGAGAUGAUGAUUGGCUUCAUUAUAAGCCCAUGCCGGGGACGCAAGAGGGAAAAGAGGAAGUUGAGGUGAGAAUAUUUGAUGGGGCACUAUGGGCUGUCUCUUCCAUUAAUGUCGCCAAGCAUAUGGGUGACAAGGACCACGACACGAAGUCGGAGAGUCACCAUUUUGCAGCAUAUGAUAUCGGAGUAAGAGGGUUGCUAGAGGUUGGAGCUACCGGCUACGGGAGCUAUGUUCGUAUUCAUGGUUGCAACUGGAAAUAUCGCAAACGCGAUCAUCAUCAUUUCACCCUCAUGUCCUUCUACUGCAAGCUAGGAGGAAGCUUCUUCUUCAUCGAUCCGGGUUGAGGUGACACUUAAACUUCGGGGACGAAGUUUUUCGAAGGGGGGAGGAUUGAUGGGUGCACGUUUUCUGACCGUCUAGGUCAUUAAAACUAAUUUUGAUCAUUAUUAUUAUUAUUAUUAUUAUUUUAUUUGGAUAUUAUUUUGGUUAUUAUUUCUUGUUAAGGAAGUUAUUGUUUAGGAGUUGGUCUAGGAUUAGUUUACCUUGUUCGGGAGGGAAUGAGUUUGUAGGAUUAUUCCUAUAAAUAUGUACUUUGUCUCUACGUUUUAAUCAGUCAAAGAAGAAUAAACCAGUAUUUUCAGUUUCUUUUAACUUUAGUUCGUACGAUUACGCGAUGGACGAACCGAUCGUGCAUCAUUUGUCCAAUCAGCCACAGAAGAGCCUCUCUCUUCUUCUGUGAGAUGUUGCAGGGCAUAAUCCUCAAGCAGCACACCCUUCUCAACCCAAGGAUGGGUCAUACUUGCACUAUUUCACUAAAAAGCAAAUUAUAAAUCAUAUCUUUCCGUAUUAAUUUUUUUUCAUUGAAUUUCAGUACUAAAGUUUGUAAUUGUGU